AUGGCAGCUAACGAUGAUGAAACAAAUGAACACUCACGAAAGGAUUCAACAAGUUAUUCCAUGUUUUCUGACGAUCAAAUUCUCGUUGAUGCACUAAUUUCACAAGCGCUUGAGGAUAAAAUAGACGAUUCGCCAAAUAGAGGAGUUGAUAGACUCGAGCAAAUCAACAUUGCGAUAGCUGCAUGCAAAGAGAAACUCCGAGAAUUUUCCCUUCAAGCAACUCCUGUCGGAACGCCUACUGACGAUUCUGGUCACUCGAUCAAGAAACUCCUUGUAGAUAAAAUUGUGGAUCUUGGCCUGGAAAAGCAGAACUUACAAGAUGCUCAAGAGGACUGCGUUGAAAUGAAAAAGUGCAAUGGGCACACGUUCGUCUUGCAAUCGGCUCGCGGAAGAAAUCCGUGCUGCGAGGUGUGCAUGGGGACGAUUUGGAGACUUGUGCAAUAUUGGAGACGAUGUAGGGCCUGUGGGAUGCGCGUGCACGAAAAGUGCGCCGAGGAUGUGCGAAGGGUAUGCGCAGCGGUGAUCGGACUUCAAAGCGAUUUCCAUUUCUCAAAUAAGAUCUGCGCGGAAGUUGGCUUAUUGCACCAAAACUACAAAUGCGCCGAGUGCGAGCAUCCACUUUCAUAUGAUUCCGGUCCAUCAGAUGAGCCAAGACUGUGCGAGUUGACAGGCUUGUAUUAUUGCCCAAGUUGCCAUUGGAAUGACGAGUGGCCGAUCCCGGCUCGUCUCAUUCACAACAUGGAUCCAACUCCUUAUCCCGUGUGUCGAGCCUCGAAACAGCUACUUUCUGUGACACAACAUAAGCCUCUAAUUGCGAUGCUUGACACAAAUCCACGCAUGUUUGCUCUUCAUUCGGGUCUCAAAAAAGUUCAACGCUUUCGCAAAGAUUUUCUCAUCAUGAAGUGCUAUUUUAUUAGUUGCAAGAAUGCCCGAAGUCUACGCAUUCUACAAUAUUUGCGACAACAUCAGCACUUUGUUGAAGACGCCAAACUGUAUACUCUUGAUGAGUUAAAAGAAAUCGCUCUUGGUGGUCUUUGUCGUGAAUUGGAAGACAUUCACACUGUUUUUCGGAGGCAUAUUGAAGAUGAGUGCGAGACUUGUCGUGGCAAUGGUUUUUACUGUGAACUGUGUGCGACCGAUGCUGGCAGAAAUCAAAUUCUGUUUCCUUUUACUGAUGGGAUCUCGAUGUGCAAAAAGUGCUACUUUGUUUUCCAUAAAGCGUGCUAUGAGAAAGCACAAAGUUGUCCGAGAUGCGAAAGACGAGAGAAACGAGAGCGCCACCGUAGCAAAGAU
Mesorhabditis belari is the source of this 1293-nucleotide messenger RNA. NCBI's taxonomy places the organism in Eukaryota, Metazoa, Nematoda, Chromadorea, Rhabditida, Rhabditidae. The record is from the annotation of a GenBank genome assembly.